Messenger RNA from Calidris pugnax (ruff), 2216 nucleotides. It is a transcript of the gene INTS11, whose product is annotated as cleavage and polyadenylation specific factor 3-like. Lineage: Eukaryota; Metazoa; Chordata; Aves; Charadriiformes; Scolopacidae. Gene Ontology annotation, biological process: snRNA processing. The coding region runs from base 305 to 2107 and encodes 600 amino acids. The record is from RefSeq and is a predicted model, not a curated record. Gene Ontology annotation, cellular component: nucleus. The transcript has 17 exons.
UAAACACCACACGGCGGGAGGCCUCCCCUCUCCCCGUCAGGGCUGCGGGGCCGCAGCGGUGAUGGGUGUUAUGGAAACCCGAGUUGCCAGCUGUAAAUCACCCCCGCCUGGGUCUGACGGGUGUUUUCUCCCUGCCUUCCCUCUAGGAAGAAGUUGGGCCUCUGCUUAAGUCUUCUGCCCGAUGCUGAAAAGUAACUGAAGUUGCUGCUGUAAAACCAGCUAAAGCUUCUCUUCGUUUUGAGGCCCCCGUUAGACUGUUUCUGAAAUCAUUUGCCGUGCGGUUUGAGACUUAGAAUUUGUCAAAAUGCCUGAAAUAAAAGUCACUCCCUUGGGAGCUGGCCAGGACGUGGGGCGCAGCUGUAUCCUUGUGUCCAUCGCCGGGAAGAACGUGAUGCUUGACUGCGGGAUGCACAUGGGCUACAACGAUGAUAGACGCUUUCCUGACUUCUCUUACAUCACUCAGAACGGAAGGCUGACUGACUUUCUAGACUGUGUGAUCAUCAGCCACUUCCAUUUGGACCAUUGUGGAGCUUUGCCCUAUUUCAGUGAAAUGGUGGGUUAUGACGGGCCCAUCUACAUGACUCACCCCACCAAGGCCAUCUGUCCCAUCCUCCUGGAGGACUACAGGAAAAUAACUGUCGAUAAGAAAGGGGAAACGAAUUUCUUCACUUCCCAAAUGAUCAAAGACUGUAUGAAAAAAGUGGUCGCCGUGCAUCUUCACCAGACGGUUCAGGUGGACGAGGAGCUGGAGAUCAAGGCGUACUACGCAGGCCACGUGCUGGGGGCAGCCAUGUUCCAGAUUAAGGUUGGAUGCGAGUCCGUUGUGUACACAGGUGAUUAUAACAUGACACCGGACAGACAUUUAGGCGCUGCCUGGAUUGACAAGUGUCGCCCAGAUUUAUUGAUCACGGAGUCCACCUACGCCACAACUAUCAGAGAUUCCAAACGCUGCAGAGAAAGAGAUUUCCUGAAGAAAGUUCACGAGACUGUAGAAAGAGGAGGGAAGGUUCUCAUCCCAGUUUUUGCCCUUGGUCGUGCCCAGGAACUUUGCAUUUUAUUGGAAACUUUCUGGGAGAGGAUGAACUUGAAGGCUCCAAUUUAUUUUUCCACGGGACUGACGGAGAAGGCCAACCACUACUACAAGCUCUUCAUCACCUGGACUAACCAGAAGAUUCGGAAAACGUUUGUGCAGAGGAACAUGUUUGAAUUCAAACACAUCAAAGCCUUCGAUCGGGCCUUUGCAGACAAUCCAGGGCCUAUGGUGGUGUUUGCAACCCCCGGCAUGCUCCAUGCAGGACAGUCCCUUCAGAUCUUCAGGAAAUGGGCAGGGAAUGAGAAGAACAUGGUCAUCAUGCCGGGCUACUGCGUGCAGGGAACUGUGGGCCACAAGAUCCUGAGCGGGCAGCGCAAGCUGGAGAUGGAAGGAAGACAAAUACUGGAGGUGAAGAUGCAGGUGGAGUACAUGUCCUUCAGUGCCCACGCCGACGCCAAGGGCAUAAUGCAGCUCAUCCGCCAGGCUGAGCCCCGGAACGUCCUGCUGGUCCAUGGGGAAGCCAAGAAAAUGGAGUUUCUGAAGCAGAAAAUAGAGCAGGAAUUUCAUGUCAACUGUUACAUGCCGGCGAACGGAGAGACCACGACGAUAUUCACCAACCCCAGCAUCCCCGUGGACAUAUCCCUGGGACUCCUGAAGAGAGAAACAGCAAUAGGUCUCUUACCAGAUGCCAAGAAGCCCAAGCUAAUGCACGGGACGUUAAUUAUGAAGGACAAUAGCUUCCGCCUGGUUUCUCCGGAGCAGGCUCUGAAGGAGCUGGGCCUGGCAGAGCACCAGCUGCGUUUCACCUGCCGCGUCCACAUCCAGGACCCACGGAAGGAACACGAGACGGUGCUCCGUGUCUACAACCACCUCAAAGGGGUCCUGAAGGAUUAUUCCGUGCAGCAUCUCCCCGACGGGUCCAUCACGGUGGAGUCCAUCCUCAUCCAAGCCACGGCGCACUCAGAGGACCAAGGAACCAAAGUCCUGCUCGUGUCCUGGACCUACCAGGACGAGGAGCUGGGCAGUUACCUCACAGCCCUGCUGAAGAAGGGGCUCCCACCGAGCACGGCGUGAGCAGCAGCGCGGCCGCGCUUCCCAGGGACAGAGACUUUAUUUUGUUUACAUCGUCAAGGCCUUUUUUCUGGUUUUGUUUAAUAAAAGAGUUACAGUGUUUGUCCAAUUA